Molecule: messenger RNA, 606 nt
Organism: Lathyrus oleraceus (garden pea)
Lineage: Eukaryota; Viridiplantae; Streptophyta; Magnoliopsida; Fabales; Fabaceae
Product: adenylyltransferase and sulfurtransferase MOCS3-like
Exons: 2
Coding region: 1-606 (201 amino acids)
Cellular component (GO): cytoplasm
Molecular function (GO): URM1 activating enzyme activity; thiosulfate-cyanide sulfurtransferase activity; nucleotidyltransferase activity
Source: RefSeq, a predicted model, not a curated record
AUGGAGCUCAAUAGAGACGAACCUUUCAGGAAGUCAAAGCAUCUAGCUUUGAAAUUUGUUUCUAAACCUGCGAAGGCUCCUCAAGUCAGGGACUCUGAAGAAGCUUCUCAUGUAGAAGGUUCUGAAGAUGAUUCAGAUGAAUACGAAAUGAAAACCAACACCCUGCCAAAGAAAAAACUGCAGUAUAUAAAGCAAGGUGGGAUUAAGAGUAUACACACGGAAGCAUAUACUGGUCAGCCAAAAGUCGAAUCCAUUGCUGCUGCUUGUCGCUCGAUCAAUUCAUCCCUUGAAGUUGUGGAACAUGAAGAAGCUUUGCAGAAUUCCGAUGCUCCGGAAAUUUUCAGCAAAUACGAUAUAAUAAUGGAUGCAACAGAUAAUGCUCCCACCCGAUAUUUGAUUAGUGACGGCUGCGUGAUACUAGGAAAGCCCCUUGUAUCAGAUGCAGCCACGGGAUUAGAAGGACAGCUCACUAUCUACAAUCACAACGGUGGUCUUUGCUUUCGAUGCUCUUUCCAACUCCACCACCUAGAGCAGCACGCCAAAGCUGCCCCCACAUGUUACAUAUCACAGGAUUUAAGCAGGAUAAGAAAGAAAUCACUUGAAUAG